Macrosteles quadrilineatus (aster leafhopper) is the source of this 831-nucleotide messenger RNA. RefSeq lists its product as uncharacterized. Gene Ontology annotation, biological process: DNA integration. Bases 1 to 831 code for a protein of 276 amino acids. The transcript has a single exon. The record is from RefSeq and is a predicted model, not a curated record. Lineage: Eukaryota; Metazoa; Arthropoda; Insecta; Hemiptera; Cicadellidae. Gene Ontology annotation, molecular function: nucleic acid binding.
AUGUGGGGGGUUAGAGCAAUUAUCCCAGAAAAGUUCAAGCAGAAAUUACUUAUGAACCUGCACGACACUCAUUUAGGAAUGGAAAAGAUGAAGGCGUUGGCCCGAGAUCGUUUUUGGUGGCCAUCGAUGGACAGUGACAUCGAAAACGUGGCAAGAACUUGUGCACUAUGCAACUUGUAUGCUGCAAGAGAACCACAGAGAAAGUUCCUCAGUAAUUGGCCGAGAUGCACUGACCCUUGGACCCGUAUACACUUGGACUUCGCUGGACCUUUCCUUAAUAGUGUUUUUCUUUUGGCCGUAGAUGCAUACUCCGGUUGGCCAGAAAUUAUCAAGUUGAACUCUAUGACUACUACAGUAACAAUCAAACAAAUUAAGCUGUUAAUAUGCCGAUAUGGAAUCCCUAAAACCAUAGUGACAGACAACGGACCCUGUUUUACGUCCGUAGAAUUUGCACAGUUUUGUAAAGCAUUUGGAAUCGACCACGUAACCACUCCACCUUACCAUCCGUGUUCCAACGGACAAGUUGAAAAAUACGUCGGUACCAUGAAACAGGCGUUGAGAAAACUUUGCCAAGAACAAUCCCCUAAAGGUUUGGAAGCUGACUUUAACAACUUUUUAUUUAAGUACAGGUUAACACCACACAUAACUUCUGGAAUGUCACCUUCUGAGUUGUUUUUAGGACGUCAGCUAAGAUGUAUCUUAGAUUUAGUUCAACCCCAAAAAGGAAGUCAGAUUAAAACAGAAGAGGAAGAAAAUAAAGAAGAUAAAACAAAAGAGGAAGAGAAUAAAGAAGGAGCCACUACUAGCCUAAAAAAACUUCAAAAUAAAUGA